Oikopleura dioica is the source of this 804-nucleotide messenger RNA. Lineage: Eukaryota; Metazoa; Chordata; Appendicularia; Copelata; Oikopleuridae. The record is from the annotation of a GenBank genome assembly.
AUGGAGGACAAACUUCUCUUAGGCAGCUACCGACGAUUUGAGGGAAUCCUUGAAAAUGAUGAAUUUAAUGAAAACGUUGAGGAAUUAAUAAAAUUAACUUCCAUAGAAGAGCAACAUCUCAAAAAUGUUGAAAAACGCUUUUUGAUCGAAAAUCUGGUCAAAGAAUCGGCCGUCAAGACCGAGACUGAUCCUGAGCCACUUGACACCUCAACGGAACAGCUAGAGCCAUCUGAUGCUUCAGAAGGGAGCCCAGCAACAGUUGCCGCGCCAUUUUCUCUUACGCAACCGGCAACAACAACGACUCUUUACCAGCCUUCCUCCACCACUGAUUUUUAUCAGCGGAUUCAAUCGCAGGCGAUUUCAAACUUCCUCUUUUUGAUCCAUCAGCAGCAGCAAACUUCUGCUCUCCUUGGACCUCAUCGACCUGCUGGUAUUCAAAUUCCCUCCGCCGCAUAUAACAACAUGACAAAAAUCAAAGAAGUCGGCCAAAGAAGCCAAAAUACACCAUAUCACCGUGAAUCCGUGCGCGGCCAUGAAAUACCGUCAACAUCAACUUCUUUGGAGGCAGCCGGGGAUCUACUGUCAGAUGAUCGAAAACGGAGCCGAACAGCGUUUUCUGGUCGGCAAUUGCUCGAAUUAGAGAAUGAAUUUCUCACGGAUUCAUAUUUGACUCGACUGCGGCGUGUAAGAAUAGCGCAAUCUCUUGGAUUGUCCGAGAAACAGGUAAAAAUAUGGUUCCAAAAUAGACGAGUCAAGCAAAAGAAAGAAGAAAAAGUCUACGUCUCCCAACCGAAGCUAGAAUAA